Colossoma macropomum (tambaqui) is the source of this 2464-nucleotide messenger RNA. It is a transcript of the gene ppp3ccb, whose product is annotated as protein phosphatase 3, catalytic subunit, gamma isozyme, b. Gene Ontology annotation, cellular component: cytoplasm; calcineurin complex. Gene Ontology annotation, biological process: calcineurin-mediated signaling. NCBI's taxonomy places the organism in Eukaryota, Metazoa, Chordata, Actinopteri, Characiformes, Serrasalmidae. The transcript is spliced from 14 exons. Gene Ontology annotation, molecular function: calmodulin-dependent protein phosphatase activity; calmodulin binding. Bases 548 to 2083 code for a protein of 511 amino acids. The record is from RefSeq and is a predicted model, not a curated record.
GGUGGAUUAGAGUUUUAAUCCGUGCGCCGCGGCGGAGAGAGAGAGACGGAGAUAAACCGCACAGCGCAGCGCAGCCGGGGCUCGCACAUGCACUAAAAACAGCAGGAGACACUCCGUCACUCCGGGCCGCAGGUGGAGACAGAGCAGGGGCACAGAAGCGGCUCCAGCCGGACUGUUUUUUUGCGUUUUCGGCGCGUUUCCUGCUCGGAGUGCUUCAUCCUCCUCCCUCCCUCCCUCCGCAAAGAGCAGCAGCAGCAGCCCGGAGGUCGCUCCGCUAAAACUGCGGACACAGACGGCGCAAAAUAAAACUCCAGACACUGCAGCGGUCUCCCCCCUUUCCCCCUACAUUCCCCCUCUGUCCCUCUGCGCCCACCACCGGCUUGUGAUCCAGAUCCAGCCCGCGGUUUGUCUGCCUGCUUCACACGGAGCCUCCGGUCACAAACAGCGGAGCCGUAGCUAGCUAGCUAGCUAACUCCAUUAGCUAGGUGGUUAGCUACGCGAAGGAAUUCGUUUUUCUGUGAGAGAAGAAAAGAGACUUCAUUAAAGGAUGUCGGCGAAGGACCAGAACAAACAAUCUACUGUCGAAAGGCCGAUUAAAGCCGUGCCGUAUCCUCCGACGACGCGCCUUACCAUGAAGGAGCUGUAUGAGGAUGGCAAGCCCAAAGUGGAGCUGCUGAAGGCCCACCUGCUGAAGGAGGGCCGUCUGGAGGAAGACGUCGCUCUACGCAUCAUCAACGAGGGAGCCAACAUUCUUCGCCAUGAGAAGUGCAUGCUGGAGGUGGAGGCUCCCAUUACAGUGUGUGGUGACGUUCAUGGACAGUUCUUUGACCUGAUGAAACUGUUUGAGGUGGGAGGUUCGCCCAACAACACACGCUAUCUCUUUCUGGGGGACUACGUAGAUCGAGGUUACUUCAGUAUUGAGUGUGUCCUGUACCUGUGGACCCUGAAGAUAAACCACCCCACCACUCUCUUCCUACUGAGAGGAAACCACGAGUGCCGGCACCUCACAGAGUACUUCACCUUCAAACAGGAGUGCAAGAUCAAGUAUUCGGAGUGUGUGUAUGACGCAUGUAUGGAGGCAUUCGACUGCCUGCCGCUGGCAGCGCUGCUGAAUCAGCAGUUUCUCUGCGUGCACGGAGGCCUCUCACCUGAGAUCAGCUGCCUUGACGACAUCCGAAGGUUAGACAGGUUUAAAGAGCCUCCAGCGUUCGGGCCCAUGUGUGACCUGCUGUGGUCGGACCCUGGGGAGGAUUACGGCAGCGAAAAGACACAGGAGCACUUCUGUCACAACAGUGUGAGGGGCUGCUCCUACUUCUACAGUUAUCCUGCUGUGUGUGACUUCCUAAUGAACAAUAAUUUGUUGUCAAUAAUCCGAGCACACGAAGCCCAGGAUGCAGGGUAUCGAAUGUACAGGAAAAGCCAGACGACAGGGUUUCCCUCCUUAAUCACAAUCUUCUCAGCACCAAACUACUUAGAUGUUUAUAACAAUAAAGCUGCUGUGUUGAAAUAUGAGAACAAUGUGAUGAAUAUCCGUCAGUUUAACUGCUCUCCUCAUCCGUACUGGCUGCCCAACUUCAUGGACGUGUUCACAUGGUCUCUGCCCUUCGUCGGGGAGAAAGUGACAGAGAUGCUGGUGAACGUGUUAAAUAUCUGCUCUGAUGAUGAGCUCAUGUCAGAAGGAGACGACACCUGUGAAGGUGGUGCUCCGGCUGUCCGUAAGGAGGUGAUCAGAAAUAAGAUCCGUGCCAUUGGCAAGAUGGCCCGAGUUUUCUCUGUGCUGAGGGAGGAGAAUGAGAGCGUGCUGCAGCUGAAGGGUUUGACCCCGACUGGAAGGCUGCCGCUGGGAGUUCUGUGUGGAGGCAGACAGACACUGCAGAGUGCCACCGUAGAAGCAGCCGAGGCCCGAGCAAUUCAAGGCUUCAACCCUCAGCACAAAAUCCAGAGUUUCGAGGAGGCGCGCGGUUUGGACCGGAUAAACGAGAGGAUGCCGCCGCGCAAAGACGGAAAACAGCCGGACGGAAUGGCAAACUCCAUUAACGCCACCAACUCGCCUGACAAAAACGGCACCAACGCACAGGCGUAAUCACAACCGUGCUCAAAACCCCCUUUUACCACUCCCUCUAUCCCUCUCUCUCUCUCUCUUUCACUCUCUCUUUCCUCUCUCUAUCUCUCUCGCUCUCUCUUUCCCUUUUCCUCCUGUCGUUAGAGGCGGUGCCCCCUCCACGAAAGCUCUCCUGGACCGUUUUAGGAGAGAAUGGCACAGUUAUACCAUGAGGAAGGUGUAGUCAAGUCAAAAACAGUAAAUCUUGGUUUUUAUUUAUUUAUUGAUAUAUAAUAAGAAAUUAAAUCUCUAUAAUGUCGGAAAAAAAAUCAAUGAAUAAAUACAUGAGUAUUCAAAAGGUUAUAUAAAAUACAGUAUCUAUAGACAUAGCAUUGGAUUGUCGUCAUCACAGUUUCAGUAGAG